CACGACAACAACCGCGACAACGACCGCGAAAACGACCGCGACAACAGCCAUUGACUCAGUUUGGUUUCCCAAUUGCCUUAAACUCUGGUUCCCUUGAUUUGGUCAAACUCGUUGGUCAUUACUUUCAAGAAAGAAUAGAAAGAGACGGUAUCCCACCAAAAUGCGUUCAUCACUGUUGGCCGCGACGUUGGCUGCGUUGACAGCAUCUUCUGCUGCUAUCCCCACCAUCGAAGUCAAAGGUUCAAAGUUCUUCACUAGUGAAGGCGACCAAUGGUUCAUCAAGGGAAUUGCCUACCAGCUCGUCCCGGAGGAUCCCCUCAUCGACACUGAUCAAUGCGAACGCGAUGCAAGUCUGAUGUCCGAGCUGGGUGCGAACGCAAUCCGCGUCUACCAUGUGAAUCCGAGCGGUGACCAUACUGGAUGUAUGAGCGCAUUUGCUGAGAAAGGCAUCUACGCUUUUAUUGACCUCGAUGACUUCGAUACCCAGAUCGAGCAGAAUCACCCGUGGUGGAAUGAAACCCAGCAUAGCAUGUUCAGCGAUGUCAUGGAUGCGUUCCACACGUUCGAAAACGUGGCCGGCUUUUUCGUCGGCAACGAAGUCAUCACCAUGAAGAAUGGCUCUCUUGCUGCCCCGUAUGUCAAAGCCGCAGCUCGAGACAUGAAGGCCUACCGUGAUAGCAAGGACUACCGCCAGAUUCCCAUCGGCUACUCCGCCGCGGACAUCGCUACCCUUCGCCCCAUGUUGCAGAAUUAUCUGGCAUGCGGCACCAACUAUUCCGAGUCUCUCGACUUCUUCGCGUUGAACGCAUAUGAGUGGUGCGGCAAAACGACUUUCGAAGAGUCGGGGUAUGCUGCGUUGACUAAAAACGUCACGGAGUACUCGAUUCCAAUCUACUUCUCCGAGACGGGCUGCAACACCGUGCGUCCCCGUACCUUCGCCGACCAAGCAGCCAUUUUCGGCCCGAAGAUGGCCCCUUACUGGUCCGGCUCCAUCGUGUACGAAUGGAUCCAAGAGGCCAACAACUACGGCCUCAUCAGCUACGGCGAAAAAGUAGACCCCUCCCUCCCCGACGCCCCUCCCGACGGCUUCACCCGCUCCGGCACCCCUACCCCCGUCCAACCCGACUUCGACAACCUCAAGUCCCAAUGGCAGACCCUCACCCCCAGCGGCGUCCAGAAAUCCGCCUACACCCCCAGCCUCGCCGCCCCGCCGUGCCCAACGCGCAUCUCCGAUUUCUGGGACGUCGACGGCGACGUCUCCCUGCCGUCGAUCGGGCAGCAGCUGGACCUCGAGGGUUCGGCGACGGCGACGGUGACGGCGACUGGAACGGGGAGUGCGCUGGUGCCGACGAGUGGGGCGGGAGCUGUGGGUGAGGGUGCAGCGGGCGAGGAGGGCGCGGCAGGGAGGAUGGCGCCAAGUCGAGAGUGGGUUUGGGGGGUGGUGGUUGCGUUGGCGGCCGUGGGUAUGGGGAUGGUUCUUCUGUAAGAAAGUUCGAGGGAGGGGAUGGAGCUAUUCGUGUAUGGGAUUGCGAAGGAUAGACGUUAGGCUGUGGCGGAUAUUCGAUUGGUGUGUCCUACGCUAGGAGCUGGGAGUUUGGCGAGAUAAGCAGCAUCCAGGUGCGAUGGACAUGAUACGUUUCACAAGCAGGAUAGACUGACUAUACGAAUACUU
Eremomyces bilateralis CBS 781.70 is the source of this 1672-nucleotide messenger RNA. RefSeq lists its product as uncharacterized. Gene Ontology annotation, biological process: fungal-type cell wall (1->3)-beta-D-glucan biosynthetic process. Gene Ontology annotation, molecular function: 1,3-beta-glucanosyltransferase activity. The transcript is spliced from 6 exons. Gene Ontology annotation, cellular component: cytoplasm; fungal-type cell wall. Lineage: Eukaryota; Fungi; Ascomycota; Dothideomycetes; Eremomycetales; Eremomycetaceae. The record is from RefSeq and is a predicted model, not a curated record. Bases 161 to 1486 code for a protein of 441 amino acids.